Messenger RNA from Aspergillus wentii DTO 134E9, 510 nucleotides. RefSeq names its product putative cystathionine beta-synthase (beta-thionase). NCBI's taxonomy places the organism in Eukaryota, Fungi, Ascomycota, Eurotiomycetes, Eurotiales, Aspergillaceae. The record is from RefSeq and is a predicted model, not a curated record. The coding region runs from base 1 to 510 and encodes 169 amino acids. The transcript has 2 exons.
AUGGCUUCCUACCUAACUGCCAGCGAGGCAUUCACCCAAGAGAAAAUGGCACCUGGUGCUUCAAACACUGCCCCCCAGGGAAACUGGGCGGACAAGUACCGUGGGGCCACCGUCGAAGACCUCGACCCCCCAGCCGCUCUCUCCGUCUCUCCCCACGAUAAGAUCUCCGCCGCCAUGCUCGCCGCCUACGAACGAGACUAUACCCACCUGACCGUCAUUUCAUCGGCAAGCCGAUCUCUCAUCGGAUACCUCAGCAUCCCCCGACUCAAGGAGCUUCUGAAGGAGGGCAGCAUGAAAGAGUCCGACUCAGUCGACGCCGCUAUGCAGCGCUUCAACCGGAAACGAGGCACAUACCGCGUCAUCACAAUGGAGACACCGCUGGAGGAGUUGGAGCAAUUUUUCGCCGAUAAGCAGCAAUUUGCUGUCGUUACGGAUGCCUCGCGGAAGUUUGUGCUGGGAGUUGCGACCAAGGCUGAUUUGGAGGAGUUUGUCAAGAGAAGACCUGCAUAA